Molecule: messenger RNA, 756 nt
Organism: Cornus florida
Lineage: Eukaryota; Viridiplantae; Streptophyta; Magnoliopsida; Cornales; Cornaceae
Exons: 2
Coding region: 1-756 (251 amino acids)
Source: RefSeq, a predicted model, not a curated record
AUGCACUCGUCUGGGAGUCUAGCACCACUGGCCACGGCGUCUCCUCCGCCGCCGGUUUUUCCUCCACCGCCGGCUUCUCCUGCACCUCCAGAUUUGGACUGGCAACUCCGUCUCGGCGUCCCAAGUUCGUUACACACAUCCUUCACAUACGAUGCUGGCGCAGACUUUCUUAAGAAUGACAUUCGCGUGAAGCCUGAUCUCGAUGCUCAUGGAGCUCUAGGUGAUGCUGGAUGGUACUGCAUCAGGGCAAGUCUUUGGGCUGCAGACUAUGACCUGCCCAAAACACUAACAGCUUUGCGUGAACCGGACUUCAAUGAAGCAGGGGUGAUUCUUUCAUGCGGAGCUUCUCUACGGUGGGAGGACGGGAGAGUAGCAACCUUCUAUUGCUCUUUCCUUACCAAUUUGAGCAUGGACAUAACUGCUCUUGGAACAAAGGGUUAUUUGCGUGUUCAUGACUUUGUUGUUCCCUUUCAAGAGAACGUUGGCCCGUUUUUCGUAGCUUCGAAUUCCAAGUUUGGGGAACGCGCUCUAGGCUGUGAACCGAUACCGGUUGAGCACAUUGUCACGACCGAUCUUCCUCAGGAAGCUCUCAUGGUGACAGAAUUUGCUACUCUGGUUAAUGGUAUUAAGAGUAAGGGCUUGAAGCCGGAGAAGAAGUGGCCAACCCUUAGUAGGAAGACACAGUUGGUUCUUGUGCAGUCCAUAGAGCAUCAUCCAAUGCAAUUACAUGGAGUAUUGUCUGGAUUCAAAUGUUAA